This is a messenger RNA of Odontomachus brunneus, 4394 nucleotides long. RefSeq names its product espin (gene f). NCBI's taxonomy places the organism in Eukaryota, Metazoa, Arthropoda, Insecta, Hymenoptera, Formicidae. Gene Ontology annotation, molecular function: actin filament binding. Gene Ontology annotation, cellular component: cytoplasm. Bases 1449 to 3695 code for a protein of 748 amino acids. Gene Ontology annotation, biological process: actin filament bundle assembly. The transcript is spliced from 12 exons. The record is from RefSeq and is a predicted model, not a curated record.
UCGGGCCCGACGACGACGAGAGAGUCCCGGUCUGCCGCCUCCUGCGUUCAGCACGCUGGUGAGGCACGCACCGGCGUGCACCGAGAGACGCGCCGAGAGAGAGAGACUCGCCGCGAGUUCGUUGGCCGACCGUCACCCGCGCGCCCGUUUUUCCCGAUCGCUUCGUGGUGUGCUCGUUGCUGCUCUCGAAGCCGAAGGCGACCCAUUCCGGAUUGAAUCGAGGAAAAGGGCACCUGGACCACCGGCCUGACGAACAGGCGCGAACGCGGCUCGCCUCACCUCGCCUCACCUGGUCUCGUCUCGCCUCGCCUCACCUCGCUUAGCCUCGACUCGCCGUGGCUCGCCUCGUCGACCGGAGGAAAACCCGCGCACCGGGUUCCAGUCGAGAAAUCGACCCGCGUCACCCAGGCUGGCAGGCAGGUGCUAACUCGCGCGUGACUCCGGUUAGCUUCGAGUCAUAGUCGCGCGCCUGCUCGCACUGGCCGGACGUGUUCACCGAGCUGGCUAGAGCCAGUGAGAGAACGCUACGUGUGGACUUGUCCAGCCAGGAUUUCGGACGAUUCAAUCGUGGCGCGUCAAUCGCGAGAUCUGGACCACAAGCCGGAGGAAGCUGAAGAAGAACCUGGACAUUCGCCCGAAGAGCACAUAUUAUAGUGACUACGAAAAGGACUUUAAAUCGAAGGACUCAAAAGGGCUUUGGAAAAAUAUUCAGCGUGGAAACUCUGACGUCUGUGAUCUUGUUGGAGAAAAAAUUCAAGAAUUCACAACUGAAUUGGCUUUUCUCUGGUUAGACUUUAAAAAAAUUGAAGACUUUACUUGGAAAAAUUUGCUCGAAGAGUGAACAGAUUCAAGAGCGAAUGUGAGCUGGUAAAAAUGUGGAGGAUCUGAACAUAUCGUUUAGAAAAUUCAAUAUGUUUUGAAUGAUCCCGAAUAUUGAUUUGAAGAGGAUUCUGAGAUUCUGAGAGGAUUGAAAGUAACUAUACUAUACGUUCGAAGAAUCUUUGCGCAGCGGUUUGUGUGAACAGUUUGUCUAAGACUUGGACCCGUUAGAAGAGUCUAAAGAUCCGUUUGAAGAGAUUCGACAGUGCACAGAGAAGUUUGGAGAACCUCUCGUGAAUUUCAUGGAGAGUUGGUUUCGAUAUUCGCGUCGGCUGGAGAGAAAACCGGGGAGUCCUCAGAAUUCGUCUGGAGCACGAGGAGUGCCGGUGUACCAACGCGGAGCGGAAGUACCGUUGUCUCUGGUCGCGCCGGGGACUCGCGGAUGAACGGCCUUGACGGCGCGAGCCUUGGCGGUCUGGUCCGAACUAGGACAGCGGAGCGUGCGUUCCGACAGAUGAACGGAAGGAUCGAGCGGAACCUUCUUCUGUCGAGCGCGGAGCUGCCUGCGAAGAGCGGUCAGGCGAUCUGAGGCUUUUUAGUUUCCGGUGCGCAGCGAGGUCCGGUUUUGCAUGGGUGUAUACCAGGAGACCGGCAAGCCUCCUCCUAAUGUCACCCCAAAGAUGGCCAGGGAUCGUUCCGGGUCGGACUACUCGGGCCACAUGAGCGACGCCACCACGUGCAGUUGCGUCGCCAGCUCCAUGGACAAGUGCUCGUUACGUGGCUGCGGGAUGUUCCAGGAGCCGUUUUUCCUGCACCCGCCAGGCUCCCGGCCUCGGGACGGCAUCUACAUCAAUCCGAUGAGUGCGUACAUCGGCGAGCCGCCGAAGCCGAAGGACACGGAGUCCUUCUACCUGCAUAGUCCGCACGAUCUCGUUUACACCAGGAUCACCCGGCUGUUCGGCGACGCCGAGAAGCCGCGAAACGGCGUCGCGGCGGAACGUCACGCGGAGAGGAAAGACGAGACUCUGACUGUGAAAGUGGACGUGCACAUCAACAACGGCGGGUUCAACCGGCCGCAUCCCAGCAACGGACACGCGGCCCGCUCCGAGAUCGCCCCAAGGGAAGCCUCGGAGCACGCUUACGAGCAGAUCUGCGUGCGGCAGGAGGAAACUGGCAGCGUUGGCUCGUCGUCGCGCAAAAAGCCGGCCGACAAUACCUCCGACAGCAGUCGUUCCCGUAAAACUGACAGACGAUACAGUCGGUCCAGCAGCGCCAGCGAGUCCUCGAACAUGAGCAGCGAGAUCCACUGUCUGUCUUCGACGACAUCCACCCCCUCCUUGUCGCGACACAGCAGCAAUGAGCGGAUCGGCAAGGGUGUCAAGACGAAUCCCGAAGUGUCACACGAGAGGAAGGACUCGUCCAGCAUGCACGUGGAAAGUGAAAAGGAAACACGAACGGCCGGCAACGGCGGACCUAGUCUUUCGAAACCACCGCCGCCGCCGCCGCCGCCGCCACCGGACGACGACGUGGUGGUCGUCCUGGUGAACGCCAAGCAGAGCGCGGAGAGCACCGGCGCCGCUGAGAAGAAGGAGUCGCGGCCGGGUAACGGCCAGGACGGAAGGAGCGAGUCCUCCGCGACCAACAAGUCCGACGUAUCCUCCGGCGAGCAUCAGCAGCCGGAAGUGCCUCCCGCCAGUGCACCGGUGGACGCGGACGAAAUUAAAGCGAGCCAGGCGUCCCACCUGGUAAACAGGCACAUGGUGCUGCCGUUCAUACCGCCCAAGUUCGCCAACGCGGACUCCAACACCCUGCUGAAGCCGUCCGAGUACCUGAGGAGUAUCUGCAAGGUGCCGUCGAAGAACAGCCUGUCCAAGGCGAGGUCAGUGGACAACUUGGAUAUCCAGAGUCGGAACAACGAGCAGGCUGAAGAGGAAGCGGAAGAGGCGGAGGAGGAAGAGGAGGAAGGUGUGCAAAGGAGCGAAGAGGCCAAGGGAUCUCCCGCUGGCCCUCCGCCGCCGCCGUUGUCUCCUCUGCAGCGAGCACGGGUUAAUCAGGCAGCGGGCAGUGGCGGUAACGAGUCUGAGAGUUCCAAGAACCCGCAACCCUUAGCGACGAUCAGCAUUCAGGAUCUUACGAGUAUCCAGCUACGACGGACCAGCACGAAGAUGAACGCCACCAAGACGUUCUCCGCUCCGCCGCCUCGCAGUGUGUCCAUGACUAACGUUUCAGAGCCGUUCUUCGUGCAAAAGACGGACCUAAUCGCCGAGUUGAAGCGCACCAAGGACAUACCCGGUAUCAAGAAACUGAAGGUGGAGCGGGCACAAGUGGAGAAGACUCAGGAGCAGAACCUCAUGUCGGAGAUCAGCAAGGCCUUCAGCGUCACGAAGUUCGUCGACCAGAUCCCGGAGAAGGACAGCUCGGGAAACAUGAUACCGAUCUGGAAGCGACAGAUGCUGGCGCGGAAAGCCGCGGAGCGCGCGAAGAAGGAGCUCGAGGAGCAAAUAGCGAGGGAAAACGAGGAGAGGCGGCAGAAAGCGAUCCCGCCGUGGAAGCGACAGCUUCUCGCCAAGAAGGACAACGACGAAAAGAGACUAAAUCAGACGCAGCAGACGUCCGCGUCGGCCGCCGCUUCCGCAACCGCCGCCGUCGCCGCCGCCGCCAGCGUCGCCACCGCCACGCCGACCAAGUUCGACGUGACGACGAAACCGAAGAGGGACGUCUCGCCGGCGACGUCGGGCGUCAUCAAGAAGGAGGAGAAACCCGAGGUCGACGAGAAGCGGGAGGACCCGGCCAAGGACGACUCCGACGACGGCCAAAUUAUACCCUGGCGGGCGCAAUUAAGGAAGACCAACAGCAAGCUCAACAUCCUCGAUUAACGAUCGCGCGUCUAAGCACCGCGGCGGAGAGGCGAAAAAAGAUUGGGAGAAGGACACGCGGUGUAGGUAUCUGCGGUUUAUUCCGCGGACGCGAGUCUAUGUAUAAUCGGAGCUAAUGUAAUGUAACUUACGCAACAUGGGUAAAAUGAGCGCGAAGAGCAGGAGGAGGAGGAGGAGGAGGAGGUGUCAGUCUGUUCGCUCUCUGGCAGAGAUAUAAAUGAACAUAUAAGGUGAUUCAUGGUAUUACACAACACACGAAGCGUCUUCGAUACUCUCUAAGACUAGCACAUACAUACGUACGUAUAAGAUACUCCGUUACGGGGUACACAGUCGAGGAGGAUACUCUUUUUUUAUAUACUCAUUGCGUCCACACACCGCGUCUUAGCGGGACAUCCUCGCAGGCGUCGUCGCUCGUGGCCAACAUUGUACCUUCAAACGCGUAUGCAUAUAUAUAUAUAUAUUUUUUUUGACUAAAGUACGUUUGCGGAAUUGUAAUUUGCGAGGGGUAUCGCGGGUGUUCCGACAGGAGGUAGAGAUUAUUUUGUAACUGCGCAGAAAAAAAGAGAGUGAGAAAGGAAGAGACUUUAUCGUCUCAUAUCUCUUGAGGAACAUACGUCACAAAUCGCCCGCGAAUAAUGUACAUACAAAUAAGUCUCAUGAUUCCGUCUGCAUUAUAAAGCUUGAGGUAAUCUGUUGUAA